This is a messenger RNA of Cutaneotrichosporon cavernicola, 1821 nucleotides long. RefSeq lists its product as uncharacterized. Gene Ontology annotation, biological process: secondary metabolic process. Gene Ontology annotation, molecular function: CoA-ligase activity. The coding region runs from base 1 to 1821 and encodes 606 amino acids. The record is from RefSeq and is a predicted model, not a curated record. The transcript is spliced from 5 exons. NCBI's taxonomy places the organism in Eukaryota, Fungi, Basidiomycota, Tremellomycetes, Trichosporonales, Trichosporonaceae.
AUGGCGACCCAGGCCCCCAAACCGCCAUCGUUCGCUGAGAUCGACCGGCAGCUCUGUGUCCCUGGCACGCCCUUCGAGCUUGAGACAGUGCAGAUCAACGGGCUCACGAACACGGUGUGGAAGCAUAUGCCAAAGGUCUUCCGCCCGUACCUCCUUGGCAGCCUUGCCAAGUUCUCCGACCAGGUCCUCAUCAAUGCCCCCGCGGCAGAGCCUGCGCCAGUGACGGAGCGCGUCGACUGGACUUUCGGCCAGGUGCGCCAGCUUUCUCUGGCACUCGCGGCGUGGAUGGCGGCGCGCGGUGUCAAGCAGGGCUCACUCGUCGGCGUUGUGGGCUACAACACUGCCGAGUGGAUCAUCACCUGGGUGGCGAUCCACGCCCUCGGUGCCGUUCCCGUCAUGGUCAACGCCGCGACCCAGGCCGACAGCAUGGCUCACUGCCUGAAACUCACCAAGCCCGAGCUGGUUCUUUGCGACGCGACGACGGCUGUCGCCCUGUCCAGCCUUGCUGGGCAGCUCAAGGAGGGUGGUGUCGGGCCCCUCUACUCGUGGCAGGACACGACGCAUCUCGGCAAAUGCAGCGUCGAGAGGAUCGACCUGGCCAAACUCCAAGUCACGGCGGCUCAGAUCAAGGCCGUCGAGGAGGGUAAGGGUAUCACCGACCUGGGUCCAGAGAGCGACGGUGUCAUCUUCUUCACCUCUGGCACGACCGGAUACCCCAAGGCCGUGCUCAGCUCGCAGCGCGCCGCGUUGCACGGCGUCAUCUCUUCCGUCUACCCUCUUGCCCGCCUGGCUAUGCGCCAGGGUGCGCCAGCAUCGAUGGUGCUCGACAUGGUAGCAAACCCACCGCAGGAAGACCCCAACGUCAUCCUCAUGGCGGUUCCGUUCUUCCACGUCACGGGAUGCCUGUCGAUCCUGCUCAAGGCCAUUGGAGACGGUAACACCAUGAUCACGAUGCGCCGGUGGGACGUGCCGGAGGCUUGCCGCCUCAUGGUCAAGUACGGUGUCAACGUCGUCUCGGGCGUGCCUGUCAUUCUUCUUGCCGUCAUGCAGUCGGGCCUGCUCCCCAAGGACUUCAAGCUCAAGUUUGCGAGCUAUGGAGGCGCACCGGCGCCAGAGCGUAUGCCUGGAGAUAUCAAGAAGCGGUGGCCCGAGAUGAUUUCCGCGACGGCGUGGGGUAUGACUGAGACGAAUGCCGUUCACUCGGUGUUUGGAGGCGAGGACUACGUCACUUAUCCCAAGAGCGCGGGGGCUGGGUUACCUGUCAACGAGUUGCGCAUCGUCGAUCCCGAGACUCGUCGCCCCCUGCCCACUCGGAGUGUGGGUGUGAUCGAGGCGCGCGGGAUGAACAUCAUGAAGGGGUACUUGAACGACAGCGAGGCCACAGCCAAGGCUAUCAACUCCGAGGGCUGGCUCGACACCGGUGAUGUUGGAUGGAUGGACGAGAACGAGCUGCUGUACAUCUCGGACCGUGCAAAGGACAUUAUCAUCCGCGGCGGCGAGAACAUUUCGUCCGAGGAGGUCGAGAACGCCGUCUUCCGCGACGACCGCAUCUCCGAGUGCGCGGCCGUUCCCGUGCCCGACGACAUCCUCGGCGAGUUGGUCGCCAUCGCCGUGUCCCUCAACCCUGGGGCAAAGGCAACGCCAGAGGACGUCCAGGCGACGGUGCACUCGCGCGUGCGCUCUCCUGCCCGCCCCGUGUUUGUCUACGUUUCUGAUGAGCCUCUGCCGCGUAACGCCAACGGCAAGCUCAUCAAGACCGAGAUCAAGAAGGCGGUGCAGGCUCUGUAUGCGCAGAAGAAGCGCCGCGAGUCCAAGCUCUAG